Molecule: messenger RNA, 2866 nt
Organism: Anopheles arabiensis
Lineage: Eukaryota; Metazoa; Arthropoda; Insecta; Diptera; Culicidae
Exons: 10
Coding region: 131-2848 (905 amino acids)
Biological process (GO): proteolysis
Molecular function (GO): serine-type endopeptidase activity
Source: RefSeq, a predicted model, not a curated record
ACACCGUGCUCACAGUAUCACUUAACCCUUCAUCCAACAGACUGACGGCAAUCAUUGGUUUUAAAGCAAUAUAAAGCGAUGGAACAUCUUCAGUUAGCAUCAGUUGAUCAUAGUUUCCUGUGGAAUUAAGAUGUUACUGUGUCUGUUAAUAUUGGUGAGCGUUGCAGUUCCAUCUACUCUGUCUACAUCAGACUUGCCGAUACCAACAGGUAUUCCCUACAGGGCACGAAUGCUACCGUACGAGAGAACAUCUGUAGACGAUUGCGAGUUGCGAUAUUUUAGAAGUGUUUACCCGGAUCAGUUCAUUUCAUCCGGAUCGCCAGCAUUUCCUGGUGAGUUUGCUCACAUAACGGCUAUCGGUUGGACACAGCCAGACGGUACCGUUCAGUGGAAGUGCGGGGGAUCGUUGAUAUGGGAGAGCUAUAUUCUCACUGCAGCACACUGCUACGCCGAUCCGGACACAAAUCUUCCACCGGAUGUAAUUCGAAUAGGUGAUCUCAAUCUCUUUGACGCUGACGAUGAUGAAUUUGUACAGGAGAGGAAAAUCGUACAAAUGAUACGACACCCGCUGCACAAUGCAUCCACCGUUUACUAUGACCUUGCGCUGUUGAAGCUGGAUAAAAAAGUUAUCCAAAGCGAAGGAGUUAUCCCAACCUGUCUGUGGUUGGACGACAGCAUACCGUUCUCAACGCUUGAGGUUGCUGGAUGGGGUCAAACCGGAUUUGGUAAGGAGAAGUCAAAUAUGCUUCUGAAAGCAGAGCUGAAAUUGAUGACAAAUACAGAUUGUGCAAAGUAUAACAAUAAACGCACUCAACGUCGACUGGGUAGUGACCUAGCUGAUCACCAACUGUGCGCCUGGGAUGAGGUAAUGGACACAUGCCCGGGAGAUUCUGGAGGACCGCUACAUUAUAAUCUGUACUAUAAGCACACGAAAAUUCCGUUUCUUGUUGGGGUAACGUCGUUUGGUAAGGCGUGCGCAGUUUCGCAGCCCGGUGUGUACGUAAAGGUUGCUAAAUUCAAACAAUGGAUAAUAGAAACGCUACAAGAGCAAGGUGAACAAGUGACGGCCUUCAUGUUCGAGCCGCUGGCCUGCGCUUCAAGAAAUUCCUAUACGCGAGCAACAUUUGAUCGAAAAUUCGAUGAAAGGAUGUAUGUCACGAGUGUUCAAAUGCUGUGGCCGCAUCAACCACCUCCCGACGCAUGUGCUGGUAUUCUAGCAGAACCUGAUGCAGUUGUAACAUUGGCGCAAUGUGUCACCUUCAAUGGGACUUAUCCAUCCCGUGUGAAGUUGUUUGAUUCGGAAGUGAUUGAUAUAACGGAAAUUAUUGUGCAUCCAAACUACACAAAACAAGCGGACCGCAUCUACAACAAUAUUGCAGUUCUUAAGCUUAAGACCUUCUCACACUUUCGCCCACAGUGCAUACUCUAUGGUUUUAGCGAUUAUAAUAAGUAUCAAUUGCCUGGUUUCACCCCGGUUUCACAUGGCAACAAUCACCUUGAAGUUAUUCGCAACGAUGAUCCAGCGCUUGUGAAGGUCAUGUUAUAUGAAAAUCAGACGUGCAAUCUGACUUCCCGAGGCCUUCAAGACGAUCAUUUUUGUUUUGGAAACAAAGAGUUUCUUGUUCCGGGUGCGUGCAAUCUAGUUCUGGGUGGUGCAAUUUAUAAUUUGGUAGAGCAGCAACCGUAUGGAUUGCAUCUUUUUGGGCGUGAUUGUGUAUUCGGAGAACCUUCGGUGGGUUUACGGCUUGGAUUCUACAAACCAUGGUUGGAGUCAAUCUUUCUGCCUAAGAAAAGCAAUGGAGAAACUUCCCACACUUCUGAUGUACUGACUUUCAUUGACACAGACCUGUUUAGAGGUUAUCGAUGCAGCUACUCAAAUGGAGACGUGGGUAUAUGCGUGCCGGUUACCGACUGCUCUUCUAUACUAUAUGUGGAAAAGAUGCAAAGGAGAGUUAUUUUUUGCAGAAGCACUGGGGUGAUCUGUUGCCCAAGCAAGCUUCUGACAAGACACCCAUCUGAAAUAGAGACAGAAUUUAACGAUUGUGAAGCACGAUACCAACACUUGAGGAAGGAGCGAGGGGAUAAAUGGAAAGCAGAUAAGUCGCUUCAGUAUUCACACACGGCUUCGAUAGGAUGGCAUCAAGAGACAGGUUUGAAGUUCGAAUGCUUGGGAUAUCUCAUCAGCACCCGCGGUGUAGUAACGGCCGCAUCAUGUUUGCAGAAGCAACCUACCGAUCCAACGAUUGUACGUCUGGGCGAGCAAGGAUGGAACAGUGAGCAGGCUAAUCUCAGUUAUGGACUGAUUGAAGUCACAGCUAUCCAUCCAUUGUAUGAUGAAUCAUCGUUAGAGCACGACAUUGCGGUGAUAAAGCUAAAGGAAGCCAUCACACCACACGUACACUUGUUUCCGGCGUGCUUGUGGCAAAAUACAACCCAUUUACCAGUGACACAAAUCAUACUAAAUAAUGAGUCUGGUGAGUUUGAAGACAUACAUCCGUUGUACAAAACGGACUGCGAAAAACGGUUAAAUCUCUCAAUAACCAAACCGGAAAUAGUUUGCAUGAAUGUUGAUUAUGAACCCUGUACGUUAACAAAUCGAGUGUAUCUUGAGUAUUCAUUCCUGAAUUGCCUUAAGAUACAUCAGGAUAAGGUUACAACUGUUGUUAGCAACCGUCAUUGCUACCAAGCAGGCAAUCCAAUAGUAUGGAGAGAAGAAUACGAAACCGAAGAGCCAACAGAUUAUCUGGUUAGCUUAUACAGUCAUGGGGACUGCAAUGCCCAAAUCUCCUUGCGCAUUGUUCGACGUGUUGCGUUCUAUGUUGAAUGGUUUGCCAAAGUGCUCAAAUAAAAAGAGAUAACAAUAGAA